Messenger RNA from Rhizoctonia solani, 675 nucleotides. RefSeq names its product Retrotransposon-derived protein PEG10. The coding region runs from base 1 to 675 and encodes 224 amino acids. The transcript has a single exon. The record is from RefSeq and is a predicted model, not a curated record. Lineage: Eukaryota; Fungi; Basidiomycota; Agaricomycetes; Cantharellales; Ceratobasidiaceae.
AUGCUGGCAUGGGUACGUCUGAAUCAACAGAUGUUCCCCAUGGAUCAGGAGGUCCUGUCCUUCCUCCAAAUGAACAUGAAGGAUGUGGCAGGAGCCUGGGCUCAUCCCCACCUCAAUCAACUUGGGUCCCACAGGGCCCUGAUUCAAACAGUUGACAAUUUCAGGACGGAGUUUCUGGCUGCAUUUGGUAACCCAGAUGCCACACAAGCUGCCAAGCGGCAAAUCACCCACCUUGCUCAGACAGGCACCUGUGCUGAGUACAUCACAAAAUUCAGGACCAUUGCCAUGGACCUGGAUUGGAACAACACUGCCCUCUGUGGGCAAUUUGCACAUGGCCUCCACUGGGAGGUCAGCUGCCUCAUUGCCACUUGUGAGCAGCGCCCUACCACCCUCCUCAAGCUGCAGAAUGCAGCUCUGGUCAUCAACAACGCCCUCCAAGAGGAGCGUGCCAGCCACCUGCCAAAGGGUAAUAAGUCUGGCCCUCCCAACACUACCCCCAACAGGGGGGCAAGUACCAGCCAACAGGCCACCAGACCAGGGUGCAUAUCCAGCAAUCCCAACUUUGUCUCCAAGGAGGAGCAAAACUGCCGCAGGGCUGAAGGCCUCUGCAUCAAAUGCAGAAAGGCAGGCCACAAAUUUGCGGAAUGGUGCACUGGCUGGAAAGCCACGCCUUAG